Labeo rohita (rohu) is the source of this 3014-nucleotide messenger RNA. RefSeq names its product nuclear receptor binding factor 2a (gene nrbf2a). The record is from RefSeq and is a predicted model, not a curated record. The transcript has 4 exons. NCBI's taxonomy places the organism in Eukaryota, Metazoa, Chordata, Actinopteri, Cypriniformes, Cyprinidae. Gene Ontology annotation, biological process: autophagy. The coding region runs from base 94 to 714 and encodes 206 amino acids.
CGCUCGUGAAGUUGCGCAAGGUGUUCGGUCAGUGCUGCUGUUAGUCUUGAGGUAAACAUUGGGAAAUCUGUCAGACUGCUGGACGAAAUAGACAUGGAAGUCAUGGACAGCCCUCUAAAUCAGGCCCAUCAUUAUGGACGAAAGGCUGAUCAGUUGGUGGCAAAAGAAAAAUUUGAGGAGGCGAUUUUAUGCCAUAGUAAAGCAGCAGAGCUGCUGACAGAAGCCUCAUCAAUGACACAGAGUGAACAGGUCCGUCUUUCUUUAGAGCUGCAGAGAGACAGACAUCUGCAGCAGCAGCGACUGAUCAGGAUGAGCUGCAAACAGGCUAAACUCAAAGGAAACCUCCUGCUCAGCCCUUCAAAACACAGCUCAGCCCUGAUAACACAGUGUACCAAUCCAACAGCCCUCCAAAGUCCUCCGCUCGGCUGGAAGGCUGCCAAAGAUGACAAGACUCGGCUGGAAGAGCAGAGCACUGCCAUCGCUGACCUGUGGAAGCUUGUGGCGGUUCUGCUGGUGGAGAACAAACGCUUGCUGGAGGAGCAUGAGAAACUGAAGGCAGAGAAUGCUAGUUUGAAGAGAGACCUAUAUGAGGAGCAUCAGAGCCCUCCGGCUUCUAUAGAUCAGCCUUCGACGCUGGGGAUGAGGCUCCUGGAUGUGCCUCUUGACCUCCAGCAGGAGAUCCAGCUGCUGUUGGAGAUGGCAAAUGAGAGCUAGACCUGCAUCCACCUACAGCAUCACUCAAAAGAUUGGAAUAAUUAUGAUUUUUUACUUGGCAAAGCUGAGCUCAGUCAGCCCCAACUUUUGGGUGGUGUCAUAGUUUCCACAAAAAUAGUAAGAAGCAAAAUCUAUUUUCAGCAUUGAUAAUCAAAAAUGUUUCUUGAACAGCAAAUCAGCAUAUCAGAAUGAUUUCUGAAGGAUUGUGUGACACUGAAGACUGGAGUAAUGAUGCUGAAAAUUCAGCUUUGUCAUCUCAGGAAUAAAUUACAUUUGAAUAAAUAUAAAAAAUUGAAAGCUCUUUUAAAUUGUAAUUUUUACAAUAUUUUUCAAAAACAAAAUAUUUUAAUUAUUCCAACUUUUGACUUUACUGUGUGAAUUGUAGUUUCAACUGUGUUAGAUCAAAGCCUGUUUCCACCAAAAAUAAGUAGUCAAAUAAGUCAGAAUGUAGUCCAAAAAAUAAUUCAGAAUUCAGAUGUGAAUUUGCAAUUCAGAGAAAUUAUGUCAAUUGUGAGAUAUAAACUCACAAUACUCGCAAAUAAAAAAAGACUGUUCUCAGACUUGCAAAUUUAUAUCUCACAAUUCUGACUUUAUAACACUUUUUGUGAGUGAUAUUGAGUUAAUUCGAAAUUGUAAGAUAUAAACUUGCAAUUUUGAGAAUAUAUCAGUCGUUUUAUUCCCUCAAAAUUGUUGCGAGUUUGUCUCGCAAUUCUGACCUUUCUUGCAAUUGCAAGUUUAUAUAUCACAAUUCAAAUUUUUUUUUUUUUAGCAAUUCUGACUUUUUUUUUGUCAGAAUUGUGAGUUCGUAUCUUGCAAUUUUGACUUUUCUUCUCCAAUUUUGACUUUUUUCACAAGAUAUAUACUCACAAUCAUGAGAAACUGCGAGAUAUAAACUUGCAAUUGCGAGAAAAGUCAGAAUUGCGAGAUACAAACUCAAACUGCAAUUGAAGUCAGAACUGAGAUAUAAACUUACAGUUCUCACAAUUAAAAAAAACUGAUACAUUCUCAGAAUUGCGAGUUUAUAUUUCGCAGUUGUGACUUUUUCUCAGAAUUGCAAGUUCAUAUCUCACAAUUCUGAAUUUAUAACAUUAUUGCAAGUCAAGUCGGAAUUGUAAGAUACAAACUUGCAAUUUUGAGAAUAUGUCAGUCUUUUUUUCACCUCAAAAUUGCAGCGAAUUUGUAUCUCACAAUUGACUUUUCUUGCAAUUUCAGGUUUUUAUCUCAAUAUCUUACAAGUCCAACUUUUUUCCUAGCAAUUCUGACUUUUUUCUCAGAAUUGUGAGGUAAAAACUCAGUUCUGACUUUUUUCGCAAAUUGCCUUUUUCAAAUUUUGACUGUUCUUCUCACAAUUGCAAGUUUAUAUCUUGCAAUUAUGACUUUUUCCACAAGAUAUGUACUCACAAUCAUGAGAAAAAAAAGACAUAACUGCAAGAUAUAAACUUGCAAUUGCAAGAAAAGUCGGAAUUGCAAGAUACAAACUCACAAUGUGAGAAAACAAGUCAACUGCGAGAAAAAGUGAGAUUGGCGAGAUACAGACUCAAAAUUGCGAGAAAAGUCUGCAAGUUUUUAGCUCGCAAUUCUGACUUAAUUUCUCAAGAUUAUGAGUAUAUAUCUCUGAAUUGUGAAGAAAGUCAUAAUUGCAAGAUAUAAACUUGAAGAAAUGACAAAACUGCAAGACAAGAACUUGCAAUUUAUGGAAAACAUGAGAACUGUGAGUUUUUACCUCAAAAUUGACUAUUUCUCACAAUUGAGAGUUUGUAUCUCACAAUUCUGAGAAAAAAGAAUUGCAAGAAAAAAAGUUAGAAUUGUGAGAUAAACUUGUUGCGAGAAGAAAAGUCAGAAUUGCUAAAUACAAACUCGCAAUUUGAGAAAAACGUGAACUGCGAAUUUUUACCUCACAAUUCUGACUUCAUUUCUCAUGAUUGAGUUUCUAUCUCACAAUUCUGAGAAAAAUGCCAGAAUUGUGAGGAAAAAAAGUUGUAACUGCGAGAUAUAAACUUGCAAUUGUGAGAAAAAAAAAAAGUCCAAAUUGUGAAAUACAAAACUCGCAAUUUUGAGAAAAAAAAAAAAUCAGAACUGAGUUUUUACCUCACAAUUCUGACUUUAUUUCUCACAUUUGUGAUUUUAUAUAUAAUAUAUUUGACUUUAUAUCUUGAAAAUCACACCACAAUUACAAAUGUAUACUUAACGGUUUUGACUAUUUCUCAGAAUUUCAAAUUUAUAUCUCACAUUUUUAACUUUAUAACAUGCAAUUGUGAGUUUAUAUCCUUGACGUAUUAAAUCAGAGAAAAAAAAAAAAA